Cynoglossus semilaevis (tongue sole) is the source of this 652-nucleotide messenger RNA. RefSeq names its product upper zone of growth plate and cartilage matrix associated a (gene ucmaa). The transcript is spliced from 5 exons. Gene Ontology annotation, cellular component: extracellular matrix. NCBI's taxonomy places the organism in Eukaryota, Metazoa, Chordata, Actinopteri, Pleuronectiformes, Cynoglossidae. The record is from RefSeq and is a predicted model, not a curated record. Gene Ontology annotation, biological process: embryonic skeletal system development; regulation of osteoblast differentiation. The coding region runs from base 129 to 518 and encodes 129 amino acids.
GUCUCUCCUCUCUGUUUUCUCUCUCUCCUCCCUCCUCCCUCGUCUCUCCUCUCUGUUUUCUCCCUCUCCUCCUCACUCUCUCACCCAGUCUCAGUGAAGUGGACUUUGCAGUAACGUUUUCUACCAACAUGUCCUGGACCCGGGUCUUAGUCCUGUCUGGGACCACCUUCCUACUGAUCCUCACCUGUUCUAGCGUGGUGGACUGUGCUGUGGUACAGGACCAGUCAGAGACCAAAGGUGUUCCACCAGGAGUCUUCAUGGUCCAAUCAGACGCCUCCAAUCUGUUCAAACCACGUAGUCGCCGUUCACCUCCGUACUACGAGGCUCAAGCUGAGCAGAGGGUAAAGAUCUUAGCAACUGAGCACUGGCGAGAGCACAACGAGGAGAAGAUGGAUGAAUACGACAGAUACACCAGGGAGUACAGCAAAGAGACAAAUGAAAGAACGAGGGAAACCAACGAGCAGCUGCGAGAGUUCCACUACGACGGUCGCUAUCCUCGGUACCACUGGUUCCACUGAGACUGGACUUUGUCCUCAUUAUUCCACAGUGGCCGGUGGAACAGUCUACAGUGGCCUUUUUACUGGGGUGACCCUCAUGUUGUGCAUGCUUUUGUUUCAUUUUUGGACUUUUCCAUAAACAUAUCUGAAGCCUG